Sphenostylis stenocarpa is the source of this 1050-nucleotide messenger RNA. NCBI's taxonomy places the organism in Eukaryota, Viridiplantae, Streptophyta, Magnoliopsida, Fabales, Fabaceae. The record is from the annotation of a GenBank genome assembly.
AUGACUGGGAGAAAGGUGGAACUGGCAUUCAUAGUCAAUAAUCAUGACAGGAAGGUAUCAUAUAGAAGAAGGAAGAAGUCACUGUUGAAGAAGAUGGAAGAACUCAGCACCCUCUGUGGAGUAGAAGCAUGUGCUAUAGUGUAUAGCUCCUUUGAUCAAGAGCCACAGAUUUGGCCAUCCGAAUCGGGUGUCCAAAAUGUGGUUGAGAAGUUCAGGACUGUACCUGAAUGGAAGAAGAACAAGAUGGGGAAUCAAGAGAGUGUCAUUGAAACAAGUAUUGUGAAGUGUAAAAAGAAGAUUAGGAAACUUGAGAAGGAGAAUAAGGAAGUGGAGAUGAACAUGUUCAUGUUUCAAUGGCUUAACACAAGUAGGGCUCAGCCUCAACAUAACAUGACGUUAGCAGAUUUGAAUCUUCUUUCAUCGGUGAUUGAACAGAAGUUGAACUGUUUGAUAAAGAAGAUGAGUGAAAUCAGCAUCCUUUGUGGGAUCCAAGCCUCCGCAAUAAUUUACACUCCAGAUGACCCUAAUCAGCAAGAGGUUUGGCCAUCUGCCUCAGGAGUCCAUAGUAUGAUUUCCAGGUUCAGAUCUGCGUCUGAACUUGAGCAAAGCAAAAAAAUGUUCAGUCAACAAAGCUUUUUGAGGCAGAAAAUCAUCAAAGGCAAGGAGCAGUUGAAGAAACUGAGGAGUGAAAACAGGAAGAAAGAAGUAGACAUUCUCAUCUCUCAAUACCUAUCUGCUAGAGACAACCUUGACAAGGCCAGCAUCAUUGAUCUGAAUGAUAUCUCGUUCAUGACUGAUCAAAAGUUAGCGGAAAUAAGAAGGAAGAUCACUACGCGCCAAGCUCAACUGAUGACACCAGUUACUGAAAAUGAAGGAGAACCCUUGAAUCAAGGAGAACAAGCUCAAGUGAAUCAUGUUGACACCAAUGUGGAUGCCACACAAAAUCUGAAUUGGUCUAUGGACUUCAUCAGUGCUGAUGGUGGCAAUGAAAUUUUAACAAUGGAAGAUGUUAAUGUUCUAGGUGGUUGGUUUAAUCAAUAUAUCCCUUGA